This is a messenger RNA of Rattus norvegicus (Norway rat), 3054 nucleotides long. It is a transcript of the gene Sult1d1, whose product is annotated as sulfotransferase family 1D, member 1. Gene Ontology annotation, cellular component: cytoplasm. NCBI's taxonomy places the organism in Eukaryota, Metazoa, Chordata, Mammalia, Rodentia, Muridae. Gene Ontology annotation, molecular function: sulfotransferase activity; aryl sulfotransferase activity. The record is from RefSeq and is a predicted model, not a curated record.
AUCCUAUGACUAUAAGCAGUAGGUUCAUAAUCCAAUUUUACUGGAAGGUAAAUCUUCAGGAUCCUGCAGGAGGGAAACAUGGGAGCCUGCUAAAAGGAGGCACUCUAGGAAUAUAUUUUUCUUGUUUUUUUCUUUUUCAUCGAUUUUAAAAAAUAUUUAACUGCCUUCAGGUGCUUUGCUCUGCUGUGGCCUUGUAGAAAUACGCUGUUUGGGCUGUACUAGGCUUCUUGCCUGAAGCAGACUGAAAAGAACAAGAAAAAGAAAAAGAAAAAGAAAAGGAAAAAGAAAAAGAAAAAGAAAUAGAAAAAGAAAAAGAAAGAGAAAGAAAAAGAGAAAGAGAAAGAGAAAAAGAAAAAGAAAACUGCUUUCACCUGUAACAAAUAGUAUGAAUGCUUGUGAUAUUUAUAAAGGAGAAUAGCAAAAAUUAGUCAUAAUCUCAUAUAUAACAAAAAUGGGAGGCUUUAAUUUCAACUUAUUUAGUUUCAGCAGUAAUCAGACAUGAAACCUGGGUACAGAAAUCAGGAAGCACAUGACCAGUCGUAUUUUGGUCAUGCGGAAAAUUAAAAGACUCUCUGGCUACAAUUAUUUGGUAAUAGAUGUAAUUACACUUGCGGGGAAUUCGGUGGUAGUAGAUAUGCCAACUUGUCUUGCGAUGAUAUAGCACCAAAUAAGGAGUAGAAUUUGUUCCGUGUUUUCCUGGCUGCCCUUCCUUUCCCCUGUCUUCUUCACAGCAAGUUCGCUCUUGCCUUUGCAGUGAGUGGUGAAACAGCACCGUCUUCUGCUUUUCUUUUCUAGUUGAAGCCAGGAGCUCCCAGAGGGAAGACAAAGGGCUUCCUUGUCGAUCACAACUAUUUCAGAGCAAUCUAGUCUUACCAAAUGGAUAACAAGCUGGAUGUCUUCAGGAGGGAGUUAGUGGAUGUUCAAGGGAUCCCCCUCUUUUGGAGCAUCGCUGAGCAAUGGUCGCAAGUAGAGUCAUUUGAAGCCCGACCUGAUGACAUUUUGAUCUCCACCUAUCCCAAAUCUGGAACAACUUGGAUCAGUGAAAUACUGGACUUGAUCUAUAACAAUGGGGAUGCAGAGAAGUGUAAGCGGGAUGCAAUAUACAGACGAGUACCCUUCAUGGAGCUCAUCAUUCCUGGAAUAACAAAUGGUGUUGAAAUGCUGAAUAACAUGCAGUCUCCUCGACUGGUGAAGACACAUCUGCCUGUUCAGCUGCUUCCUUCCUCAUUUUGGAAAAACGACUGCAAGAUGAUUUAUGUGGCACGGAAUGCCAAAGAUGUGGCUGUUUCUUACUAUUAUUUCCACCAAAUGGCAAAAAUGCACCCAGAGCCUGGCACCUGGGAAGAGUUCCUCGAGAAAUUCAUGGCUGGGCAAGUGAGCUUUGGUCCCUGGUAUGAUCAUGUGAAGGGCUGGUGGGAGAAAAGAAAAGAAUACCGGAUUCUUUACUUGUUUUAUGAAGAUAUGAAAGAAGAUCCAAAGUGUGAAAUUCAAAAAGUAUUAAAGUUUCUAGAAAAAGACAUACCAGAAGAAGUUGUAAAUAAAAUCCUCUACCAUAGCUCCUUCAGUGUAAUGAAGGCGAACCCUAGUGCAAAUUACACCACUAUGAUGAAAGAGGAGAUGGACCAGUCUGUGUCUCCUUUCAUGAGGAAGGGCAUUUCAGGCGAUUGGAAGAAUCAGUUCACUGUAGCCCAGUAUGAGAAAUUUGAAGAAGAUUAUGUCAAGAAAAUGGAAGAGUCAACACUCAAGUUUAGAUCAGAGAUCUAGGGAGUGUUUGCUCCUCAGUCUCCUUUGGCAGGCACUAAAUUUAGAGGAAAAGCACAAUCAUGGUUCAGUGAAAGAAAAUGUUGUAUAUUAUUUUUCUGUAUUUACUAAAAUUCAUGGUCUUCAAAUAUACAAAAAUAAAGUAAGAAUGUUCUCCUAAUUAUCUUCCUUACAAAAGGUUCAUAUUCUAGUUUCCUUUUUACUUUCUAUUAUCAAAAUAAUACAAUUUUAAGAGGCUUUUAAACACAGUGCGUUUUUAGUUUCAGUCACUAAUAGCUUCCUGUCUAAAUAUGGUCUAGGUUACCCCUAGAGGAAGAUUACAUUUCAUUAACUCUAAUUCAAUGUCAUCUGUGGUUAUUUUACAUUUUAAAAUAUUACGUCUUUAAUGUUGCCAAAUUAUUUAAAUUUUUUAUGCCAGAAUCUCCCACUCCCCCUUCAGCCUAAUUUAGAAAUAUUAAUUUUUAACAAAAGAAUGAAUAGUACUCAUUUUAUACGAUUUAAAUCAAGGAAAUUAAAUACCUAAUUAUUUUGUCCUUCAUUUCAUAUACUGAAGCUACUGUAAAACUUAUUACAGAAAAUGUUGAGGUUUGUUCAAAAUAUUCUAAAUUACUAUUCUAUUGUCCAUUUUAUGUCCAUUGACCAUCACUUCUGAGAGGAAAACUCCAUACAAUAAAUAAAUUUCUGUAAUCUCUCUUCUUGGUUGGCUUAAGAUCAUCACAUCAGGCUCAUUUGGCCCCUUCUGGAAUUAACCAUUCCUGAGUAAGACAAAUACUUGACAGGUUUUUGAACCAGCAGGAGACAUGAAUUCAAAACACUUUAGAUCUAUUUUCAGGAACGAAUGCUUAGUGAAAAGUGAAAACUUAAAGGUAAAUGAGUAAAGUACUGUAAGAUUUAAUUUGAUAUAUAACAUUCGUGACAUGAGAAAACUGAUGAAGCAGACCGCCAGUUAAUGCUAACAUAAUUUAAUGAAGAACCUGAAGGGACAUGAGAGAAGUCAUAAAACAGCAGUGCAACUCAGACUAUAUUACUAUAGAACAACUAGUCUUUAAUGUAUCAAUAUCAUGGUGUUGAUAGAAUGUUAUUGGUUUACCAGAGGUUACUACUGGAGAAAAUGUGUUAAAGUUACAAUUUCUUACCAUUUCAUGCUGAUUAUCUCAAGUUUUAGAAUUAUGUUAAAAGAAUGUCUUACUAAUUUUACAUUUUCUAAAGUCAAAGUAAUUUUAACUAAACAACAGUAAUGACUGUCUAAAAUAAACCUUCCUUAAAUAAAGUCAACAAUGAAUUAAUUUAAAA